This is a messenger RNA of Daphnia carinata, 2301 nucleotides long. RefSeq names its product protein eva-1-like. NCBI's taxonomy places the organism in Eukaryota, Metazoa, Arthropoda, Branchiopoda, Diplostraca, Daphniidae. The transcript has 7 exons. The coding region runs from base 16 to 1806 and encodes 596 amino acids. Gene Ontology annotation, molecular function: carbohydrate binding. The record is from RefSeq and is a predicted model, not a curated record.
UAACCAAACCCAAAAAUGUUGAUCGAAUUGCAGUGUGCGAAUUGGACCGUGAAACAUGGUCGUUCGUCGGCUGUGAAUCCAGCCGGCAGGAUGGGCCAUCCCAGUGGUGGAUGCAUCACGCCGUGGUUGCUCCUCUUCCUGUUGGCCGCAUCGUCGUCGAACGCCGACAAUUUGGCUCUCCUGUCGGGAACGUUGCGAACUAUUCAGCGAGCCGCAUGUGACGGUGAGACUUUGACGCUUCGCUGUCCCCUGGGCACGGCCGUUUCCAUCCAGCUGGCACAAUACGGAAGGCCAGCGCCGGGCGUGGCACUCUGUUCGCAACAACAGCAUCCGCCCGAUCCGCCCGCUUUGACAGCCGUUGACGGGAAUCAAUUGCAGCAAAAUGCAAACAACGACACGUGCACACUGACUCCUCAGAUGCAGCACGCGUUACUUCAAACCGUAGUCGAAGCCUGCAUGAAGAAGAGACACUGCAAAUUUACUACAUCGCCGAGCAAUAGCAAAGACACGGCUGUUGUUGUUCCAGCUUCUCCAUCGUGUCCUGGCCAACCGCCAAAGUUUGUCGAAGUGGCUUACAAGUGCCGUCCGCUGGAAUUCCGGAGUAAAAUCAUUUGCGAGAACGAAACGAUCCAGCUGAAAUGCAAACGAAACGCUCGCAUUGCCAUCUAUUCGGCCACUUUUGGGCGUGUUCAAUUCCAGAGCGCCCAGUGCCUCCAGCCGCCCGGAGUCGACGAUGAGACUUGUGAAGCCAGCUUUUCAACGGAGACGGUCAUGCAAAUGUGUCACGGCAAACGCCGGUGUACCCUGAACGCAUCGUCCUCUACUUUCGGAAACCCUUGCAGUCCCCAAUCUCACCUUUACCUCCGAGUCGUCUACACUUGUGUUUCACGGAAGAUCUUGAAAGAUCAUUACCAAGGAGAGCUGGAAGAUGAUGAAGUGCCGGAUCAUCAAACGUCGUUCGACAAUGAGGACCUGAUGAGCGAGAACUCAUUCGAAUCGGAAGACUACGCCGAACCGGUUUCGUCUGCCACGUCCAUUCCUCCUCGACACGUCGCAGCGCAAGAUGACGCUAGCAAUUACGACCAAGCGAAUAACUACAGAACGACGGACCGACCUUUCGGCGACCAGCAAGCCAAGCGUGGCGGAUUUAUCGGCGAUGCCGGCGUCGUCGUAGAUGUUGAUGACAUGCUAGGCGAUAUUGGAAGUGACGGCGGCGGUGGCCACAGGGACUCCCGCCGUCGACAGGAAUGGCCGCAGCCUUCCGAUCGGGACAGCAACGCGGCACGCGGUAACGGACUGGACAUCCAAGCCAACUCGUCGCAGCAGAACGUCUUUGGUUUCAUCACAGAUUGGAUCACAUCUGUAUCGUUUAUGAAAGAGAAUCAAGAAAAAUUCAUCCUCUAUCUGACGCUAAGCAUUGCAGCCGGAAUUCUUGUGGUGUUGACCUUACUGAUAGCCCGGAUGUGGUGGCAAAAACGACGAGGACGACGAGAGGCAAAAUCGCUUCACUCUUCCGAUCCCAUACCGGCCUUUGCUGAUGACGUUAGUGACGUGGAUAAUGACAUUGACUUGACCAGCUUAUCUCUGCCGCCUCCUCCGCCACUCCUUUCCGAACUCACCAGCUUGAACGGAACAAUGACUACAGGACCCGUCCCCAGUGCCGAAGGUGUUUAUUCUACGCAAUACGGCUACUCCGGGCAGCACGGUGGUGUGGGCACAAUACGACGUUCCACUGUCGAAGAAGGCGAUACGCACCCUCGUAGUUUCAUCCGCAACGGGAAUAACAGUCACUACUAUUACGGCUAGAAAGGAACUUCGUUUUCUCGCUGCUACGCAUUCGAUGAUCAGGGCCAUUGACAUCGUAUUGGAAUGUAUAUAGUUUUUCGCUUACUAGUUGGAUCAUCAUUCAUGUAUACAGGAUAAAAUCUCUGCAAAAUGUUAUUUCUAUUCUCUCUGGAUUUCUAUAACAGCAACACGAAAAAAGUUAAUAAAAAAAAAAACGUUUGGUUUUUCACUAAAUAUACUCUGAUAUUUCGGAGAAAACUGGUUGAUUUCACAUUCUUCGAUAUCACUAUUUUUACCAACUACCCUCCACUGGCUGUACAUAACUUGAUUAUUUAACAUUUGGCAAGGAUCUUUGUUGUUUCAAAACAUACAGAAUGAACUUACGAUUACUUGCUCCGUUAUAUCAUACCGCUGUAAACAACUUCGCAAUUAAUCAUGAUGUGUGUGAUUUCUAAAUAUGUCACAUUGGUUGGUUAUCAUGUCAAAAUGGAAAUAUAUCUUAUACAUUUCAACUAA